Cryptomeria japonica (Japanese cedar) is the source of this 3317-nucleotide messenger RNA. RefSeq names its product AMP deaminase. The transcript is spliced from 19 exons. Gene Ontology annotation, cellular component: cytosol. Gene Ontology annotation, biological process: AMP metabolic process; IMP salvage. Lineage: Eukaryota; Viridiplantae; Streptophyta; Pinopsida; Cupressales; Cupressaceae. Bases 413 to 3049 code for a protein of 878 amino acids. The record is from RefSeq and is a predicted model, not a curated record. Gene Ontology annotation, molecular function: AMP deaminase activity.
CCAGUAUAUUAUAAAAAUUAAGAGGAACAAGCAGUCGACACUAUCGAAAUUCGAAAGUUACGAGCACCAUUCUUUGAUGGAUAUUAAGAUCACGUGAUACUGUGCGGGAGCAAAAGUUUUUCUUUCGAAGUGUAUCCCAGGAAUGUGCGGGAAGUUUGCUGCAAGGCAGCGCAUCGAAUCCUGUGCCCAAAAAAUUCCUAGCGCACUCAGCGCCGCUUUUUCUAAGUCUACGCAGAAAUAUUCACCCCAAAAUUCCGAUUCUUUUGUAUUGUUUUAGCUUAUAAAGGUUUGGUUCGUCGUCUUUAAAUUCAGUUCCGAUUGUCACGGACGAAAGAGAGAUAAAAGGAACAAAAAAAUCAAACAGGAAAACGAGAAGAUUAAUAAGUUGUGCGCCGAAAUUUGAAGGGUUUCAAUGGAUAUCUCGAGCUCGGGGACCUUGCAUUUGGUAAUGGCAGCCCUGGUAGGGGCCACCGUAGUGGCGGCCUCAGCUUAUUACAUGCACAAGCGAGCGUUGGAGCAGUUGCUGGAGUUUCAGCGGAGGAGCCAGGGAGAGAAUUUGGAAGAUAAUGAAGAAGAUGAGGAAGCAGUGGCACAGAGUAAGAGGCGCGGGCAUCACAAUUCUAGGCGGAGAAGUGCUUCUGAUAGAACCUUCGGUUCAAUGCCUAACAUCCCGAAUGCCGCUGCGGAAGGGUUGGAGUGUUAUGGCCAGAGCGAGAAGAAGUUGAAUCAUAGUAAUAAUUAUAAUGGAGGUGCGGAAUUUAGGCGGGGUUCAUUCGGGAACUUGACUACGAUUCCCUCGGGACUUCCCCGCCUUCAGACGCGGCGAGACGGUAGUUGGCAAUCUCUCAAUCAUCCUACUCCUUCAAAGAGAGCACCAAUGGUACCAGCCAAAUCACCACCUGCCACAAAUGGUGGCGCAUUUCAGAGCAUGGAGGGAUCUGAAGAAGAUGAGGCACUUGAUAAUCAGGACGGACAGAAUUAUUCUUAUGAAGAUGGAGAUACUGUGAUAGAAAACAUGACAUCCACGACAGAAGGCAAUCAUAGACCCAUAUACCCCACUGAUCCUGAUCACGUUAAUAUGAAUGGAGAACAAAACCCCAAAGCUGCAAGUAGUAUAAUUAAAUCUCACAGUGUAUCUGGAGAUCUCCACGGAAUACAUGCAACAGAUCCGGUGGCUGCAAAUAUUCUGAGAAAAGAGCCAGAGCAGGAAACAUUUGUACGCUUAAACAUUACACCCAUGGAACCACCAUCCACUGAGGAGGAGGAAGUCUGUUUAAUGUUGCAAGACUGUCUACAAUUGCGCAACAAGUAUGUCUUUCGAGAUAUGGUUGCUCCAUGGGAGAGGGAAGUCGUAACAGAUCCUUGCACUCCUAAGCCAAACCCUGAUCCCUUUGUUUAUGAAACUGAGGAAAAAACAGAUCAUUCUUUUCAGAUGGUGAAUGGUGUAAUCCAAGUCUAUGCGAGUAAAGAUGAAACGACACCUCUUUUCCCAGUUCCUGAUGCUACAACAUUUUUCACUGACUUGCAUCGCAUCCUUAAAAUUAUAGCUGUGGGAAAUGUUCGUACUCUAUGCCACCAUCGACUCCGUUUGUUAGAACAGAAAUUCAGUCUUCAUCUAAUGCUUAAUGCAGACAGGGAGUUUCUAGCUCAAAAGAGUGCCCCUCAUCGUGAUUUUUAUAAUGUCAGAAAAGUUGAUACUCAUGUUCACCACUCAUCAUGCAUGAAUCAGAAACAUCUUUUACGGUUUAUUAAGUCCAAGCUGAGGAAAGAACCUGAUGAGGUAGUUAUCUAUCGAGAUGGAAUAUAUUUGACAUUGAAAGAGGUUUUUGAGAGCCUGGAUUUGACUGGUUAUGAUCUUAAUGUUGAUCUACUAGAUGUACACGCAGACAAGAACACUUUCCAUCGGUUUGAUAAGUUCAAUCUCAAGUACAACCCUUGUGGACAGAGCAGGCUUAGAGAAAUAUUUUUAAAGCAAGACAAUCUUAUUCAAGGCCGUUUUCUCGCGGAGCUUACAAUGCAAGUUUUUUCUGAUCUUGCCGCAAGUAAAUACCAGAUGGCAGAGUACAGAAUAUCAAUCUAUGGAAGAAAACAAAGUGAGUGGGACCAAAUGGCAAGCUGGAUAGUCAACAAUGAGUUGUACAGUGAAAAUGUUGUUUGGUUGAUUCAGCUGCCUCGGUUAUAUAAUGUGUACAAGGAAAUGGGCAUAGUUACAACUUUUCAGGAUAUGUUGGACAAUGUUUUUAUUCCUCUAUUUGAGGUUACAAUUGAUCCAAGCUCUCAUCCUCAACUGCAUGUCUUUUUGAAACAGGUUGUAGGGUUCGAUAUGGUUGAUGAUGAAAGCAAACCUGAAAGACGUCCAACAAAGCACAUGCCAACUCCAGAACAGUGGACCAAUGUCUUUAAUCCGGCUUACUCAUACUAUGCUUAUUAUUGCUACGCUAACUUAUACACACUUAACAAGCUUCGUGAAUCCAAGGGUUAUUCAAUAUUAAAAUUCCGCCCCCAUUGUGGCGAGGCCGGGGAUAGUGAUCACUUGGCAGCCACUUUCUUAUUGGCACAUAACAUUGCUCAUGGAAAUAAUUUAAGGAAGUCUCCUGCACUGCAGUAUUUGUUCUAUCUUUCACAAAUUGGUUUGGCCAUGUCUCCUUUGAGUAACAAUUCCCUGUUCUUGGAUUACCAUAAAAAUCCUUUCCCUAUGUUUUUUGCACGUGGGCUCAAUGUAUCUCUUUCAACAGACGAUCCUUUACAAAUUCAUCUGACUAAAGAGCCUCUUGUAGAGGAAUACAGCAUUGCAGCAUCGGUUUGGAAGCUUAGUGCUUGCGAUCUUUGUGAAAUUGCACGUAAUUCUGUUUACCAGUCUGGAUUUUCUCAUGCUCUGAAGUCCCAUUGGAUUGGGAGAAAUUACUACAAAAGAGGUCCAGCGGGCAAUGAUAUUCAUAAAACCAAUGUACCUCACAUGAGAGUUGAAUUUCGUGAUGAGGUCUGGCAAGAGGAGAUGAACUAUUUAUUCCUUGGUCGUGCGCCGAUACCAGAAGAGUUGCUCCCGUGAACAAUUUAACUGGCACGUCUAUACAAUAAGAACGGGUCCAGACACCUCAUUUCGUAUAUAUUUGUAAACUAAAACGCCCUGGGAAAAUAGUUAUAGAAGCCUAGGACUAUAUGGAUGGUAUAUAAUGCUCCUGAAAUCUAUGACAUGCUAUAUAUUUAUCAUUAAGCCAUCGAUGAAAGUCAUGUUUUCAGAGUAGAUAUAAAAUCAUGUUUCAUAAUGCCAUCUUUAGAAUGAAAUUCAAUGUUUAUUUUGUGGUAGCAUUCUACUA